Messenger RNA from Miniopterus natalensis, 753 nucleotides. NCBI's taxonomy places the organism in Eukaryota, Metazoa, Chordata, Mammalia, Chiroptera, Miniopteridae. The record is from RefSeq and is a predicted model, not a curated record.
AUGGCCGCGUCCACCCUGUCCGUCUGCUCCAGCGACCUGAGCUAUGACAGCUGUGCCUGCCUGCCCGGGUCCUGCGACUCUUGCACCAGCUCCUCCUGGCAGGUGGACGACUGUCCAGAGAGCUGCUGCCAGCCCUCCUGCUGCGCCCCCAGCUGCUGCGAGCCCUCCUGCUGUGCCCCCAGCUGCUGCCAGCCCACCUGCUGUGCCCCCAGCUGCUGCCAGCCCUCCUGCUGUGUCCCCAGCUGCUGCCAGCCCUCCUGCUGCACCUCUGCCCCCUGCCAACAGGCCUGCUGUGUGUCUGUCAGUUGCAGGCCUGUCUGCUGCACCCCUGCCUGCUGCACCCCUGUCUGUUGCACUCCUGUCUGCUGCAAGCCUGUGUGUUGCAAGCCUGUCUGCUGCACCUCUGUCUGCUGCAAGCCUGUGUGCUGCACCCCUGCCUGCUGCAAGCCUGUCUGCUGCACCUCUGUCUGCUGCAAGCCUGUGUGCUGCACCCCUACCUGCUGCACCCCUGCCUGCUGCACCCCUGCCUGCUGCACCCCUGCGUGCUGCGCACCCUCCUCCUGCGUGUCCCUCAUCUGCCGCCCCGUGUGCAGGCCCGCCUGCUGCGUGCCCAUCUCCUCCUGCUGUGCCCCCUCCUCCUCCUGCCAGCCCAGCUGCUGCCGCCCGGCCUCGUGCGUGUCCCUGCUCUGCAGCCCCGCGUGCUCCCGCCCGGCCUGCUGUGUCCCCACCUCGGCCCAGAAGUCCUGCUGCUGA